Seriola dumerili (greater amberjack) is the source of this 3443-nucleotide messenger RNA. RefSeq names its product RNA-binding protein with multiple splicing-like. The coding region runs from base 410 to 994 and encodes 194 amino acids. Gene Ontology annotation, molecular function: mRNA binding. NCBI's taxonomy places the organism in Eukaryota, Metazoa, Chordata, Actinopteri, Carangiformes, Carangidae. The record is from RefSeq and is a predicted model, not a curated record. The transcript is spliced from 9 exons.
CCUCCCUCUCUCCCUCCUCCACCCCUCCCUCCUUCCCUCACGCGGAGAUGGGGAGAGAAGUUUGCCUGCGGCGCAGUCCAGAUGAACAUUUACUCUAUUUCAUUUGGGGAACAGCAACAAGAGCCUCCGGAGAAGCUUUCCAGGGAAUGCUGAGGAAUAUCUGACAGCACAAAUACACCACUCACAACCGAGUUUUUCCUCUUUAAAAAAAAAAAACCUUUACUUAUCAUUGAUGUCGCCAAACUAGUGGGAAGCUCGGGUCAGUAGGACAGCGGCCGCACGCGGACUGUUGUCUGUCGGAGGGUGCUUUUUUAAUUUUUGGGUCCUGGAGAGGAAGAAGAGAGCGAAGCAGAGACGAGGAGAGGAAGAAGACAGUCCAAGUGAAAGUGAUAAGAGAGUCCGGCUCAGAAUGAAUAACAACAAAAUCGAGAAAGAAAACGAGCAGAGUGAAUUCACCAACCACGAAGAGGAGGUCCGAACGCUAUUUGUCAGUGGGCUACCACUGGAUAUUAAGCCGCGGGAGCUCUAUCUCCUGUUCAGACCAUUUAAGGGCUAUGAAGGCUCCUUGAUAAAACUGACUUCUAAACAGCCAGUGGGGUUUGUCAGCUUUGACAGUCGAUCAGAGGCGGAGGCUGCUAAGAAUGCCUUGAACGGGGUCAGGUUUGAUCCAGAAAUCCCCCAGACCCUGAGGCUGGAGUUUGCCAAAGCCAACACCAAGAUGGCCAAGAACAAGCUGGUUGGCACUCCCAACCCCCCUCCCUCCCAGCAGAGCCCUGGGCCACAGUUCAUCAGCAGAGACCCUUAUGAGCUCACAGUGCCUGCUCUAUAUCCCAGCAGCCCAGACGUGUGGGCGUCAUACCCGCUGUACCCGGCGGAGCUGUCGCCGGCCCUCCCACCCGCUUUCACCUACCCCUCCUCGCUCCACGCUCAGAUUCGUUGGCUCCCACCUGCAGAUGGAACUCCUCAGGGAUGGAAGUCCAGGCAGUUCUGCUGAAGUAUGUGUUCCUGAUGUGUGAUGGUGGCCGUGGCCGGCUGUGACGGGCGUUGCUGAUUGCCUCUCAUGUCCAAUUAGAAACCUGGAGGACUGACCUGACCCCAGCACUUGGAGCAGCGUAACGUCGGCAGCAGCAGCCUCAUGGGCCUCAGGACAUACUAGACCCCAGCCCCCAUCACACAUCGAGCCCCCCCCCCCCUCCUUCUUCUCACCCACCAUCCUCAAAGUCCCUCCAACUCUUUUUUAUACUGUUACAUACUCAAGAUUUACUGGCAGUGCUUUGGCUGCACCUCCUCUGACACCUCCAUGAAAGGUACCGGGCAUGCAUGACAAAGGCACACACACCCUUUGUUUACCAGUUGACUGCAUCGCCUGUCUGACAUUAGCAGGUCUCUUGCUUUGCAUUCUGUAUAUGCAAGUGGAAAAGACAGCCCACCAGAGGAGUGCAAACACAUUUUAUGCAGCCACUUUGCAAGGCCAGAUGUAUGGAAGUGUGGCUAAAGCACUGCUGGAUAAUGUUAUUAUAUUACUAUAAUUAUUACUAUUCUGUAUAUCAUUCAUAUUAAUGUUAUUAUGAUUAUUAAAUACAUGUUGAAGCAUGACUUUGCAAAAAAAAGAAAAAAAAACAAUGCUGUACAUUUUUAGAUAUUUUAAAGAAAUACAAAAAGGUAUUUUUGUAAUCAAGACAAUGUUUGAAAUGGUUCUGUUUGAUUGAUUUAUGUUGUGCUAAAGUGUGUGUGGAACUUUCAUAUGUUUUUUUUUUGUUUGUUUUUUUUGCCCUUCCUGUGCCAUUAUAAAAUGGUAAGUCACCCUGCUAUACCAAAGCAGUCCUGUCGGUUUGCUCUUGACUUUUCUACAUACCGUGUGGAUUUAGGUUUGCUCAUGUGUGUGUCUUUGUGUGGGCGUCUUUACCUCAUAAAGCAGACAUAUUAGUCCUUUGUCUGAUGCGCUCUGGUUCAACUGAGCAGCCAAUGUUAACACUGAGUGUCAAAAACACUCCUGAUCCAGCUCAUGAUUUAGCAGUUUGAGGUAAUCAGAUGUGUUUAAAAAAAAAAAAAAAAUAGGCAUUGACAGGAAUAAGCCAUUGGUGGUGAAGGUAGAGUGACCCCCCCCAGAGACUGCAAUGCAUGGCAAACUGAGCCCUGCUAUAAUUAGGAAUUUGCCCCUUCAUUGUGUUAGCAGGAGGACAGCAACACAGUAUAGAGAAAAGAAAGACCAAAGGCAUUUUUUUUUUUACACUGGAGAGCUAUCUAGGCUAGUGGAGUUAUUCUGUUUUUGACUGCUUUGAAGUCCUCAAUCUGAUUUCUUAUGAAGUAUGAUAUUAUUUUCGCUGCAUGUCUCUUUUGGUGUCACUCCAAAGAGCCACUCUACAUCUGAAAGGAUAUUCACUUAAAGCAAUUUGUCUCCUUUGUCUAUUUUUAGGGAGCCAAUGUGAUUCAACGUGCUUUUGUAAAUUUUGAAUUUACAUAGUAAUGAUUGGAGUGGGGAAAAAAACACCCAAAUCUUUUGUAAUCUUGUGUAUUCUUUGGCCUGCAAUAACGUCUUUGCUGUAUGACAUAUCAUCGAGUGGUAAUGUGUCUGUGACAUUUUGACGCCAAAACUCUCAUUCAUGUCACAUCUGUACAAAGACGAACCUUGAUUCUUGUACUUUUCUGAUGAGGCUAAGUCACAUUUCACAGUGAUGUGACAGUCAAAACCUGAAGUAAGAAAACAACAAUCUUCCCUGUAAUCUUUAGCCCAGGAUGUGUACAAUCAUGUUGGACUGGUUGAAUUAUAUAGUCAGUGUUUGUAAUGAAUAAUAAUAAUAUGCACGCACAUCAUAUCAACUGAUUUUUCUGAAGCAGUUUUUGCUUUUACAGACAUUUUUUAAGCCAACCGUGGCACCAAAUUUAUUAGAACAAGUAUUUAUAAGGUGUGUGUGUGCGUGUGUGUGUGUGUGUGUGUGUGUGUGUGUGUGUGUUUUUUUAUGGGUAUUAUGUUUUUAAAGUUCAUAGAAGAUGCCCAUCAUAUAAUUCAUUGUAAGUAUUAUUGUAAGUUUAAUUGUAUAUUCAUUUGGUAAUUUUUCUAGAGCUUCUUUUUGUGUUUGUAUCUGACUGAUUGAAACAUACUGUAUGUGAUAUAUGAAUACUGUUUUAUCUACAUAAUUCACUGUGAAAUCCAGAGAAAAACAUGCUCUUUGAACGAAUGGAUCUUUUUUUUGUCUUUUGUCAGCAGUACGGUACAGAAGUCCCAUGAAAUUAAUAUUAUGGUCCCUCCUUUUGUCAAUGAAAAAUACUCCUUUCUUGUUUCAGUAUACCGUGUGCGUACCUGUGUGUUCUGUGCAUGUUCACGGCAUGUGUGUGUUCUUUUCUUUUUCUUAAUGCAUACAGUACUGUUGAUAUUUAUGUACUUUAGCCACUGUAAGGAGAAACUGUAUUUCAGUGAAUUGCAGAGGUGUGUUUGUUUGAAA